Molecule: messenger RNA, 4983 nt
Organism: Cygnus atratus (black swan)
Lineage: Eukaryota; Metazoa; Chordata; Aves; Anseriformes; Anatidae
Gene: PCSK2
Product: proprotein convertase subtilisin/kexin type 2
Exons: 12
Coding region: 191-2119 (642 amino acids)
Biological process (GO): protein processing
Cellular component (GO): trans-Golgi network; Golgi membrane
Molecular function (GO): serine-type endopeptidase activity
Source: RefSeq, a predicted model, not a curated record
CGCUCCGCUUCGCCCCGUUCCCUCCCGGUGGGGUGGUUUGGGGUGUGUGUGUGUGGUUUUUUUUUUUUUUUUUCUUUCCCCCCUUUUUCUCCCUGCUUUUUCCCCACCCCCCGGCUUUCGGCCGCUUCCCCGCCUCACCCUGCCGGCGCCCUCCCCGCGGCGCGGCGGGCUGCGGGUUAGCUGCGGGGCCAUGCCGGCGGGGCCGCCGCCGCUGCUGCUGCGAGGCGCCUUCCUCCUCCUCCUCCUCCUCCUGCUCUUCCUCGGCUCCCCGGCCCGGGCCGCCGUCUACACCAACCAUUUCUUGGUGGAGCUGCACGCCGGGGGCCAGGCGGAGGCCGAGCGGCUGGCUGCGGAGCACGGCUUCGGCGGGGUGCGCAAGCUCCCUUUUCUAGAUACUGGUUACUUCUUUUAUCACAAUGGCAUUGCCAAGGCCAGGAGAAGACGCAGUCUUCAACACAAGCUUCACCUGGAAAAGGACUCCAGGGUAAAGAAAGCCGUGCAACAAGAAGGCUUCAGCAGAAGAAAGAGAGGAUAUAGAGAUAUCAAUGACAUUGACAUCAACAUGAAUGAUCCUUUAUUUACAAAGCAAUGGUAUCUGAUUAACACUGGUCAAGCAGAUGGGACUCCUGGACUUGACCUUAAUGUAGCUGAAGCAUGGGAACUGGGAUACACAGGGAAAGGAGUUACCAUAGGAAUUAUGGAUGACGGAAUUGAUUAUCUGCAUCCUGAUCUUGCCUCUAAUUAUAAUGCCCAAGCCAGCUAUGACUUCAGCAGUAAUGAUCCCUACCCUUACCCCCGCUACACAGAUGAUUGGUUUAACAGCCACGGGACAAGAUGUGCAGGAGAGGUGUCUGCUGCUGCCAACAACAACAUCUGUGGUGUGGGAGUCGCGUACAACUCCAAGGUGGCAGGUAUUCGAAUGCUCGACCAGCCAUUUAUGACAGACAUUAUUGAGGCUUCCUCUAUCAGUCAUAUGCCCCAAGUCAUAGAUAUAUACAGUGCCAGCUGGGGACCAACCGAUAAUGGAAAGACUGUGGAUGGACCUAGAGAGCUAACACUGCAAGCGAUGGCGGAUGGUGUGAACAAGGGCCGGGGCGGGAAAGGAAGCAUCUAUGUCUGGGCUUCUGGAGAUGGGGGCAGCUACGAUGACUGUAACUGUGAUGGUUAUGCAUCGAGCAUGUGGACAAUCUCCAUCAAUUCCGCUAUAAAUGACGGACGGACAGCUCUGUAUGAUGAAAGCUGCUCUUCAACCCUAGCCUCCACCUUUAGUAACGGGAGGAAGAGAAAUCCGGAGGCUGGUGUGGCUACCACAGACUUGUAUGGCAACUGCACCCUGCGUCACUCAGGAACGUCUGCAGCUGCCCCUGAAGCAGCCGGAGUGUUCGCCUUGGCCCUGGAGGCUAACUUGGAUCUGACAUGGAGAGACAUGCAGCAUCUGACAGUCCUCACCUCCAAAAGGAACCAGCUCCACGAUGAAGUUCAUCAGUGGCGCAGAAAUGGCGUUGGGCUGGAAUUCAACCACUUGUUUGGCUACGGUGUCCUAGAUGCAGGAGCGAUGGUUAAGAUGGCAAAAGACUGGAAGACUGUUCCCGAGCGAUUCCACUGUGUUGGGGGGUCAAUACAGGAGCCUGAAAAGAUACCACCAAGUGGCAAGCUGCUCCUCACACUUACAACUGAUGCUUGUGAGGGGAAGGAAAAUUUUGUCCGUUACCUUGAACACGUCCAAGCAGUUAUAACUGUGAAUUCAACUAGGCGAGGAGACCUCAACAUCAACAUGACCUCGCCAAUGGGAACAAAAUCCAUUCUACUGAGCCGGCGUCCCAGGGAUGACGACUCCAAGGUGGGUUUUGACAAAUGGCCUUUCAUGACCACACACACUUGGGGAGAAGACCCCAGAGGCACAUGGGUCCUAGAGAUUGGGUUUGUCGGCGGUGUGCCACAGCGGGGCGUGCUGAAGGAGUGGACACUGAUGCUGCAUGGGACCCAGAGUGCACCAUAUAUAGACCAAAUAGUAAAAGAUUAUCAGUCCAAACUGGCCAUGUCUAAGAAGGAAGAGCUGGAAGAAGAAUUAGACGAAGCAGUGGAGAGAAGCCUGAAGAGUAUACUAAGCAAGAACUAGUCUGUUCUGCAUGAUGGUGUCUUUCAUUUCCCAGAUCCCCUCUAUUCACCUUUCUACUAUCCAAACCUCUGUGUUAGACAUAUUACAAUGGUCGUCUCUGUAGCCAAAUUAUCACACUUUCUUGAUUUUAAAGUCUUAUAUCUUGUCAAUAAUUAUUUUAAUUACCACUGAAGCAAUCCUUUUUUUACUCUAAACCACAAAUAUAUUGUCCCCCACCAAAUACUAUGUACAGUUUGUGACUGUAAAUGAUUUUUCUUUUGUGUCAUACAAAUAAGUAAUACCUGCAAACACGUUUAUGGCUUUUCCCUUCAUAUUUUUGUGAUACAUGUUGUUUGUAUUAAAAAAAAAAAAGAGUGAAUUUUAACAUUGGCAGUUGGUGAUAAUGGGUGCAUUAAAAAAAUUAUUGUGAGAGAGGGAAUCACAAAGAGUUUGGUUGGCUGGAGAGGUCUUUGAAUGUCUAACAGCUCCUUUUGCAUCAUGGACUUCAGUGGGACUUUCCCCACUGGGUUCAACCAAAGUAGCACUAGACCCUAUAAAAAGAAAUAAUCCACAGAUGAAGAAAAAUUACCCAUCCAAUUUGCAGAAACUAAUUCUUCUCAGAGCAUUCUUUAGUAUAUACACUUACACAACAUACACACUAGCACUUCAGCUGCAGAAUGGUUCAACGAGCAUGCAAUAAGGAAGGUCAGGUGAUGCUGAAGCCAGGUGACAAGAAGUGCAUUGCAAACAGGGUCAGGGCAUUCUAGAAGCACAAAUUUCAAGUUUUUUUUCUUGUUGUUGUUGUUGUUGUUGUUUAGUUUACUUUUGGCUUUUGUUUUUAAUGUUGGCGAUUUAAAUCAAUAUACCAUCUCUUACAGCAGCAUAAGCACAUAGGGAAUGAGCUGCAGGAUUUCUGGCAACCUGUGUGCAAAAGUUUAUCUGCUCACCUUGAUACUGAAAGCUCUAUUCUACAGCAUAGUGGAAGAUGAGACUGAGUCAGCAUUUCCAAUUACAGACCCCUGUUUUCUGGGGUUUACAACCUGGCUGUCAGUAAAUUACUGUGGGAAAAUUUGAAGUAUGCAGCUUCAGUCCCAGAGCAAUUUUUAAUUCAGAUUUCACUGAAAAAAAAAGAAAAAAAAGUUAUUUUUGUGUUAUACAAAUAUAUUUAAGGCGAAAAAUAUGCCUACAUUAUUUACAUGUAAUGCAAAGUUGGCCUUCUUGGGAAAUAAAAUGUAGUGUGUUUGUGAAGAUUUGUCAGUAAUCAUUGUUCUUUGGCGUUUGAAGAGUCAGUCCCACCUUCACUUCUCAUAUGUGAGUAAAUUCAGUCUCUCCUGCUCAUGGAGUCUGCUCUGGCUAUUGCCACAAGACAUAACGUUCCCUCAAGGGGGGGUGCCUCAUGCUAACAACCACUACAUGUUCUCAGGUGUGAGAUCCCAAAUUGAACCUUUGAAUAAUAAAGGGUCUUGAUUUUGCAAAUGCUUAGGCACUCACAGUAAAAUCAGUGGACCUACUCAAAUACUAAUUUUAAGCAGGUGCUUAAGAUGUUUGAGGAUCCAAGAUCUACUUUUUAGCAGUGACUGGUUUCAGAGUUUUAUUAUGUAUUUUUAAUAUACAGAGUAUUCAUCUAAAGUGUUUUAAUAAGAGUUUUCCUGGGUAAUCAGGUGCAUAGUGGUAGAAACGUAUUCAGUAAGUAAAUAUUUAUCUAACAAAUCAAAAAUGUAACCCAAAGGUUAUAUGGUGCAUACAUUUCAUUGAAGAAUGUAUAAUUUAUUCUGUUAUUUCAAGUGAAUAUCCAUCCUUUAUCCUUUCACAAGGCCUGUUCUUUCCUUUACAAAUCCAAAUGCAAAUAAAUAGCUCAACCUACUUGAAGUCUAUGUGAAUUGCAUUAACCCAAGACAAGCAGUCUCACACCAUUCACAGGUUCUUUGUUACACGCAGCAGUCCGUUAAGACAAUCAAGUCACAUUUGGAUAAAACAGAUUUCAGCAGGAGAAGAAUCAGGCACUGUGUGAUUUUUAUUUUAGAAGUGCUCUUAGUUAUUUGUUCAAACACAUUAUAGUGUCAGUUGCGUUCAACGUGGUGAUUUAAAAAUUACCCCAAGGAUGAGAUGGGCCUACUUCAAACCAUGAACUGGAGUUUGUGAGGCAUAACCCCAAACUCUGUGAAGUUAAAUGGGGGGAGAGGUUUGUUGGUGGGUGUUUGGAAGCGAAGGGACUGCACUGACUUCAGUAGGUUUUCAGGGAAGGCACAGAAUUCUCAGAAAGAGCACCAUAUACAUAUCAGAGGGAAGAAUUUACCAUAUAUAUUUAUUUAUGCAUACGUUUGUAUGUCUAAAUGCAUAGAACACUCCUGUGGUAUCUCUCCCCCCCCCCAAUAUUACAUACAAUAUGUAUAUUCAGAGUAUGUUACAUAUAUUUGCUUACAAAUAUCUACAGAAUUACAUAUGGUAUGUAAUGUCUAAUACAUACACACACUGUUACUUUUUGUGUUUAUGUGUUCAAAGAAACAGAGAACUGGAAGCUACUGAAGGACUUCUAAAAUGUGGAAAAAGUUUUGGAAUCAGAAAAGUCCAUGUGAAAAAUCUUAAAUGAAUGUGUACAUUCCUUUCCAUUGCAUUCAUGUGAUUUUGCAAGGCUGUUUCAUCAUUAAAUAUCUUAUAUAGCAACAAAAUAACUAGAUGGUUGUUCAUAUUUUCAUAAUGUUGACAUAGUAUAUUAAGUGAAAGAGUACAACAAUGAUAAACAGAAUGGUGAGUUUUGAUAUAAGUAUAUAUAAAGUUAAGUGUAUAUACAAUAUAGAGAUCUACUGCAAAUUCUUCAGGAUUUUUUCAUCGGGGGAUUGCUGAAAAAAUAUGUCCAGUUAGACUAAGUUUUUAUGAUAUUGCUG